This is a messenger RNA of Arthroderma uncinatum, 522 nucleotides long. RefSeq names its product nitroreductase. Bases 1 to 522 code for a protein of 173 amino acids. Gene Ontology annotation, biological process: cellular response to oxidative stress. The transcript is spliced from 3 exons. NCBI's taxonomy places the organism in Eukaryota, Fungi, Ascomycota, Eurotiomycetes, Onygenales, Arthrodermataceae. The record is from RefSeq and is a predicted model, not a curated record.
AUGUCAAGAUCAACGCUCGUCAUAGGUGAUGCCAUUAAAAAUCGAGGCUCGCGACACCUGCUUUCGAACGAUGUCGAGAUCCCCGAUGAGCGUAUCCAGGACAUCGUCCGUGACGCCGUCCUCCACUCACCUACCCCUUUCAACUGCCAGUCCGGUCGGGCUGUGGUGCUUCUGAAGGAAGAGCACAAGAAAUUCUGGGACAUAGCUCAUGAUGUCGCCAAGGCCAGCCACGCACCGCCGAUCUUCGAGAAGGCAUUUGCGCCACGUAUUAAGAUGUUCCGCGCAGCAUACGGAACGAUCCUAUUCUACGAGGAUUCUAACGCGCUGAAAGUAGCGGAGGGGAAGAUGCCCAUCGUGAAAGAAAAGAUGCCUCAAUGGUCGGAACAUGCAACUGGGAUGCUGCAAUAUGCCGUUUGGACAAUGCUGACCGCAGAGGGCCUGGGGGCCAACCUGCAGCAUUAUAAUCCAAUGGUAGAUUCCGCAGUGGCCAAACAGUGGGACAUCCCAGAGGAUGGAGCCUAA